CAGAACAAAAUGGAGAGGGGCCUCACACUGAGUCCAGUGGGACACCAUCACCCCAAGAUUUCGAAUAGAAAUGACAUUGUAUGCUGUUUGUAUGGAAUUUCACAGAAGCCCUCAUUUAAAAAAAUGUCAUCGCUUUGCUAUCAAAUAUCAUGUCUGAAUAGGUGUGAAUAUUCUUUGGUGAUGCCAAACCUAUUUAUUAUGUAUCCAUCUAUGCUGUUCGGCCUUCUUGUAUAUUUUGGGUGAAUGAUGUAAUCGAACAAUAAAGACAAAGUCUGCUCAGUACCUCGAAGGGUGUCUUAUAGUUUAUUGCAUUUCUUGGACAUCAGAGAAAUGCACGUCUGAAUAAAAGCACAUAUGGAUUUUUUUUUUUUUGGAGCUGGGGGAAACCUUCCAGGAAAUACCAACCUUUUUUUUUCUCAAAGGCAGAGCUGACCGACAUUCCACCAAGCUGAAAAAUGUGGUUGCAGGACAUAUAUACUUAAGAUUCAUUGAAAUUCAGGUGCUCAAUCCAUGUUGGCCAGAUGUCUUCGGGAAGAAAGAGGAGACGUGUAAGCCAUCCCGGAUCACUUUUCUGUUCUACAUUCUCUCUCUUAAUGUAAUUGGUGAGCGUAAGGAGGAUACGAGGAGAAUUUCGACUUCAUUUGGAGUCGUGAAGAGUUAAGCCCGAGGAGGCCGAAGAAUAUCUGUGCUGUUAUUUGUAAGGAGUAGAGACUUGUAUUUUGUGGCCUACAUAUUAUUUUUCCUAGUAAACAAGCAGAGUUGGACAACUGCCUAGAAGAUCUGGUCACUUCAGUCCAAGUUGGUGCCAGAAAUCCCUCUCAGUCUGGGAAAAUGGAGCAAGACGUUUAAACAGACAACGAAAACAAAGAUGGAAAGCCCGACUCGUCAGGUAUGCGGUUCCAGUUAGCAUCAGAAGGAACCUUCAGAUUCUUUGAUGACUGAAUUUUCACAUUGUUUUCACUCGUGAGAAAUGAAAUGGAUAGUUUGAUGCAUUAGGGACCUGUGCGCUGGCGGUGUUCUCACGGUUUUGGCAGGAUCGAAUGGUUUUAUAGCCAGGACACUGGUGUCUCUCCCCCACCUAAUUAACACAGAGCUGCCUCGCAGACUCCGCUUUAAACUGCUCGGUUAAAACAAUAGCAGCGGGCUGUGGGGAUUAGGUGACGGCGCUAGUGGGUGGAGAGAAAGAGGAAGAGAGAGAGAGAAAGAAAGAGAGGGAGAGGGAGCAUGCUCACUGUCUGGGAGGCAGCUUACUGGAGUACACUUCUACCUUGCCCUACAAGGAUAUUGCAUUCUUUGUGAAGGGAGAUUCCUCUCAAACUGAUCUCUCAUCCCUAUUGUCCUAGAUUAUGCAUGUAAAUGGGAUUAAUAAUCCGGCAAGGCAGAUUUGAGAUUUGAGUGCCAUUUUAUUUUGACAUCCAAAAGGUUUUUUUUUUUAAUUAUUAUUAUUAUUAUUAUUUUAUACAAAGGAUGCAAUAAGGAUAACUCCUGUGUCUUGUGGUUUGGCAUACUUCGACACCAUGGCUACAUUUUACAGCUGCCUGCGAGGAAAGAACAGUGAUUUUGGCAUCAUGGCUUCAGGAUCUGCAGAGGCCUCCGCAGCCCCUGAGUCAUCAGAUGCAUCGGAGGAGUGCCCAGGAAAAAAGAAAUCCAGGUUCCAGACGUUUAAGAACUUUUUUGCGAAGAAGAAGAGGAAGGAGGCUGCAGGUCCAGUGCCGGAGAGCGAAGUCCAGUUGAAGUCCAGUCAGUCCAUCGAAGAUGUUAACGCUGCUGAGCCAACUUCCAUCCACACUGACAAAGACAGUGACUCCAGUUCCACUAUCAACGUGGGAAGCAAGGCCUUGUCACAGGACAGUGUCUUCACCUCUGAUCCACCCUCUCCUGAGACAAUUGAAGCUCUUCAAACCUCACACGACAGCAUUCACAACAAAGUGAAAUCCCUACAGAUGCAGUUGAAGCAGGCGAUCCGACUUGGCUCUCCUCCAGCUGUUAUCUCUGUGAAGAAGAGUGAGGAUGGAGAGGUGGUUUCGGAGGAUGACGGUCUGCCAUGCAGUCCGCCGGAGUACUCCACAAUCCACACCGUGCUCACAACUUCCUCUCAGAGGUCAUCAGGUGUGGUCCAGAGGAGUGGCUCCCUUAGCCUGGAGGGAUCAGACAGCGAUGAUGACCAGAUGUCUGGGGCUUCAUCGAGACCAGUAACCCCACUUGCAUCCAUUCCUGUGGACUUCAGUGAGCCAGCCAGCUCCCUCUCCUGCCUGGACUGUUCCGCUGCCCACCAUCGCAUUGCUGUCAAAUCCAGAGCCUGUGCUAAAAGGAAGCCUGCCAGUAGGGAGCUGUUACAAACCAAGAGAAGGGACCUGAGAGAAAGAAUACUACUUCGAGACACAGAGGACAAACUGAGAGCUGCAAGAACAAGCACAGAAGAGGAGGAGAAUAAAGAUAAUGUUUCAAAAGAUGACGAGGAGAUCAGCGAAGUCCAGGAAGACUCUGUAAUAAGCCCAUCAGUAUUAGCACAGAAUGAGGAGGAGCUGCCGGCAUCUUCUCAAAGUCAAAGAUCAUCUACGAUUUCCAGCCCCGCUGAGGCUUCUGAGGAUGACGAAUGCGUCCCUGACAAGGAUCACAUCGCCAUGUCUGGGAUCCUAGAAUCCUCCUGGGAGAAUACAGUAACACUGAAGCUCCAGACUGAUGACUUCCUGCUGGAUGAAGGAUGCGAGGUUGUCUCAGAAGAGCAGGGUUCACUGCUAGAGGAAGUGCUGAGUUCCCUGAAGGGCCCCCUUGUGUCAGGCCUGGUGCUGGAGUCUGAGGCUACAGUUGAACAGAUGGAGGUUGAAGACACAGCUGAGGAAGAUGUGCUAGAUAACCCGGAUGUGGACGACACGACAGAACACCCUGACUCUACAGAUCCAUGUUCAGUCCUGGACGACCAAUUGCCUUUUGAAAACACACUUUCUGAAUCAGUUACACUUCUACAAGAGGUAGAGAAUGUUUUACAGGAAGAAAAGGUGCCAGAGAGGCAAGAGUUUGCUGAGGAUGUCCCAUUUGAAGAAGAUCUGCAAUUGCAUGAGGGUAGUAUUGAGAGAGAGGAGUAUGAGGUUGAGGAAGACCAAGACUACAGGAAGGACUUGAAGGAGGAAGUAGCUGAAGACGGUGAGAAAAUGGACUGUGCUGGGGAGGAAGUAGUCAUGGAACAAGAGGAUGAGGACACAAAAAUGGAGGAAAAUAUGGAUAAGGAAGAGAAGCAUGAGAGUGAGGAAGAUGCAGAAAAGGAAGCUGAUCAAGAGGAGCAGAUGAUGGUUGAAGACAAUAAAGAGGACGAUGAUGGUGAAGAACUAAAUGAAGAAGAAAUAGAAGAAGAAGAAAAUGAGACCAAAGAUCAGUCAUGUCCAUUAGACGAUGAAGAACAAGAGACCGAGUCGAAUACAAGCAUUAAAAUUGAAAGCUUCCAUGAGACCGACCGAAGUGCCUCAGUGUCAACAGAGGUUGUGAACCAGCCUGAGGAUCUUUUAGCACAGGAGUGUACUGAGCAACCUCCCUUUAUGGUCAUGACCUCUCUUGAGCUCAGUUUUCCCAAGAAAACCUCAAACCAGCCCAAGGAGACAGAAUAUGGUCCUGAAAUUUUACAGGAGGACGCCAAUGAGCAGCAUGAACUUCUGGAAGAAUGUGAAGAUCAGUCCACAGAAAGUCUGCAGAUUGAUGAUGAAUCUUCAGAGCUGCGUCAAGAGGAGGUGCUGUCUGAGAGUCACCAGUCAAGCUCAUCUGAAAGUGAGGCUGCUAAAGAGUCAAUUCAGGAGGUCUCACCAUCUGCAACAGAUGAUCCUGUAUUCAACAAGUCCCCGAGCAGAGAUCAGUCUUCUGAUUCCAUGAGAGCUGAGCCAUCUGCCAGCCAAGUGGAGACUCCGAGUCUGCCAUCAUCCCCUCUCCAGAGAGAGAUAUGCCAAGCUGAUGAGGACACAACCCCAGAGAACCCGUUUGGAGUACGGCUGAGAAAGACGCCAGUUCUGCACCGCUACGCUUCUGAAGUAGAAAGUCCACCUCCCAACACGGAGCCCAUGGAGACACAGAAAUCACCGUUCUUAGAGCAACUUUCCAGGAAACCUGCUUUACCCAAGAAGCCUGAUCAGGUGGCUGAUGGUGUUGUGAAGCCCAAAAGAACCUCAGAUGUGGCUGGUAAAGCGUCAGUGGAAAGCUCAGAGUCUCCAAGCUGGAUCUCUUUGGCCAGACAGAAGCAGAAAGUCUUCAAAGAGAACUCCCUGGACGAAUCACCUGAGAGCAAGGUCGCUACCCAGGAUGAAUUCAACAAGAAGGGUUUAAUGGACGAUCCGUCAAGUCCAGUUACCAAGGAGCAGCUAAAACCUGUUGCUUCACCAGUUAAAGUGUCAUGUUCUUUGGAGAUAUCCAAACCAGUACUGGUGGAAAAGGAGAAGAGGACCAUCAGCCACCCGGUUCCAGCUCCUCUAACCCAGGAUGAGCCUCCAUGGCUGGCCCUGGCCAAGAAGAAAGCCAAAGCCUGGAGCGAAAUGCCACAGAUUGUGCAGUAAAGACCAAGAAAACACCAGGCUCAGAGCUUCUUUCCAGGACAUUUUUGCACACACAGAAAUGAACUUGUCCAGUAAUUGAGAUGUCUCUAUCUUUCUCAUCUUUCGCUUUGCACACACACACACAAAAAAAAACCCACACACAGACUUCUAAGCAAUAUAAUUGGAAUUGAUUUCCCCCGUUUGAACAUCCUUGUACCCUAAAGGUAAGAAAACACUAGUUUUAAUUGUUAACACGGAUAAAGUGGCCUUAAAGCUUAAAUUAAACAUUUUUCCAGAGGCUUGUCUGAAUUUGUUUUCAUGUUCUUUUUAAUCAAUGAUACAUCACGAUACCUUUUCACCCUUGAUCAGUUUUUGAGGUAAUUGUCUAUGGGGGGGGAAAAACAACAACAUAGACAUCUUUGUAUUUAUUUAUCUCAUUCAUGUAAUGUUUUAUGCAGUGUUGUUCUAUUUUUGUAUUUCCUUUAAAGUUGUGUUUACUGUACAUAAACAUUAAUAAAAAGAAAACUGUCCAGA
Ictalurus furcatus (blue catfish) is the source of this 5048-nucleotide messenger RNA. RefSeq lists its product as uncharacterized. The coding region runs from base 1518 to 4535 and encodes 1005 amino acids. NCBI's taxonomy places the organism in Eukaryota, Metazoa, Chordata, Actinopteri, Siluriformes, Ictaluridae. The transcript has 13 exons. The record is from RefSeq and is a predicted model, not a curated record.